Saprolegnia diclina VS20 is the source of this 715-nucleotide messenger RNA. RefSeq lists its product as hypothetical. Bases 183 to 581 code for a protein of 132 amino acids. The record is from RefSeq and is a predicted model, not a curated record. NCBI's taxonomy places the organism in Eukaryota, Oomycota, Saprolegniomycetes, Saprolegniales, Saprolegniaceae. The transcript has 3 exons.
CGACGCCGGCCACCCGCGAUGCGGCCCUCGACGCACUGACGGCGAUCGUCGCGCGGACAAACAAGGCCACGCCAAAGGCUGCUCUGCGCUCCCAAGUGCUUCGGAUGCGGCGCCCACUUCUCUGGUCGUUCUGGCGCUCGCAUUGACCGACUUGGCGCCGUCUAGCGGGCCCAACCUCCAACAUGUGGCAACUGCAGCGCUGGGCCACGUGCUUUCUCGCGUUGGGUCUCUGCAUGGCCGUUCUCGGCGGCACGGGUCGCUCGAGCAAGACAUGCGCGUGUGCGCUGCAAUGUCAGUGCCUCGGCGCCCGCAAGCGCAUGGUGGACGGCUUCUUGACGCCUCUCGUGAAGCGCAAGUCCCCGAGCGUGCCGGUCAACGUCGUCCAGGAGCUGUACGACGUGCGCCAUUGGGACGCCGCGACCUGCGCUCCUACCAGGAACGACGUCGGCGACUUCUUCGGUCUACUCUGGAAGACGCCUACCGAAAUGCCUACAUCACGGUGGCUCACAAAGCCACGUUUGUACUGGCGCUCUCGAAGACGGUCAAGAUCAGCGAUGCCCUUUGCUGGCUGGACAAGGUGACAACACGUGUGCAAGCUGGCGUGCGCAGCGUCGCAUCGGCCUUGGCUGCCCGUCGUCGUUGCAUUUUUUGCGCGACACAGCGAGGACGAGGUCGUGGCCACCAACGUCCGUGCACACAUGGCAGCGCUCGCCAA